UACUUCAUUUCCCACCAUCAGGCGAAGGCGUUCGAAUCCGUCUUUGGUGGUGUGACCUGUCUGCCGGGAUGUUUCUCCAUGUACCGGAUCAAGGCGCCCAAGGGAGGCCAGAACUACUGGGUCCCGAUCUUGGCUAACCCCGACAUUGUGGAGCACUACUCGGAGAAUGUGGUCGACACGCUGCACAAGAAGAACCUGCUUCUGCUGGGUGAGGAUCGGUACCUGACGACCCUCAUGCUCAAGACGUUCCCCAAGCGGAAGCAGGUCUUCGUGCCGCAGGCGGUCUGUAAGACCACCGUGCCGGACAAGUUCAAGGUGCUUCUCUCGCAGCGUCGUCGGUGGAUCAACAGUACCGUCCACAACCUCUUCGAACUGGUGCUGGUGCGGGAUCUGUGCGGCACGUUUUGCUUCAGCAUGCAGUUUGUCGUUUUCAUCGAGCUCGUUGGCACGCUGGUCUUGCCCGCGGCUAUCAGUUUCACCUUCUAUGUCGUGAUUAUCUCCAUUAUCCGACAGCCGGUCCAAGUCAUUCCGCUGGUGCUUCUGGCCCUCAUCCUUGGUCUGCCCGGUGUGUUGAUAGUCGUGACGGCCCAUCGGUUGGUCUAUGUCGUGUGGAUGUUGAUCUACUUGGUCUCGUUGCCCAUCUGGAACUUUGUCCUCCCGACGUACGCCUACUGGAAAUUUGACGAUUUCACAUGGGGUGACACGCGGCAGACGACAGGAGACAAGGCGAGUAAGGGAGGUCAUGGUGAUGGUGAGGGUGAAUUCGAUAGCAGCAAGAUUACCAUGAAGCGAUGGCGUGACUUUGAAAGGGAACGACGUCUCAAGAACAAUGCGGCGCAGUGGUCGCAGCAACCCACGUCCGGUGGCGGGUAUCCGUCAUAUCAGGGCGGUUACGAGGGCUAUUCGGACUACUAG
Rasamsonia emersonii CBS 393.64 is the source of this 915-nucleotide messenger RNA. RefSeq names its product Chitin synthase F. NCBI's taxonomy places the organism in Eukaryota, Fungi, Ascomycota, Eurotiomycetes, Eurotiales, Trichocomaceae. The transcript has 2 exons. Gene Ontology annotation, molecular function: chitin synthase activity. The annotation marks the transcript as partial. The record is from RefSeq and is a predicted model, not a curated record. Gene Ontology annotation, cellular component: cell periphery; cell septum.